UACGCGCAUGCGUGGACCGAUCGGUUGAUAAAGCAGGAUGGCGUCUGACGGAGAAGUCCUAAACGCGGGCAUUAUAUUUCUGUAUUCUUAAAUAUAUGUUGUUUAAUAGAGUACACGCGGUUAAUAAUUGUUUGUAGCCGGAUACAUUAGUCUGAGCGCACUUUGACACUUCUCCUGUUUGAUAGCUUCAUUUAAGGUAGCUUGCAGCUAGUUUAGCUGGCUAGUUAGCUUAGCUUGUUAGCUGCUAACAAAGAGACGCGGAAGUUAUUUAAACAGCGCUAAGUAGGGAACUAAUGUGAGUGUAAAGUGUUGUGAUUGUGUGAAAAUGUGCGAGAGAACGAUGGCAAAGUAUGAGGAGGAGUUUUUUCCAAGAAAAGAGGAGGACGAGCGACAACAUCAACUACUGGAUGUUUAUUAUAAGAAACAUCAUAAAGUUGUGUUACACAGAACAGAUGUCCGUGAAGAACAAUUUCUGCCUGAAAAACCGGAGUGUAGCUUCAGGAUGGUGAAGGAGGAUCAAUCAAAAAAGAAGAACAGGCGCCACGGACCCUUUGGUGUCUCCUUUAAUUCUUUGACACAGACCCUUCCCUGUAAAAAGGAAGAGGAAGACUCACUGACACCCCACAUUAAAAAGGAAGAGGAGGAACACCACAUCAGUCAGCCUAAAUGGUUGGAGGAGUUCCCAGUGACUGGUGUCCUUGUGAAGAGUGAAGAUGAUGAGGUCAAAAGUGAAAGUGAGGAGAAGAGAGAGGCGGAGCCUCCAAGCAACAACUCAACACAACACAUGACAACAGAAGCUGAUGGAGACCACUGUGGAGGUUUUGUAGGAAGUAGCAAAUUGAAAGUACACACGAGAACACACACUGGUAAAAAAAAUAUAUAUUGUUCAAUCUGUGGCUUAUCUUUUACAAGGAGGGAACAUUUGAAAGUACACAUGAGAACACACACUGGAGAAAAACCUUUUAUCUGUUCAAAAUGCGGUAAAGGUUUUACACAAAGUCAGAGUCUGAAAAAACACACAAUGUUACACACUGGAGAAAAAUCUUUUAUAUGUUUAAUCUGUAGUAAAUGUUUUAUACAAAGUCACAAUUUGAAAGUACACAUGAGAACACACACUGGUGAAAAACCUUUUUCUUGUUCAAUCUGUGGUAAAGGUUUUGCACAAAGUUCAUGUUUGGAAAAACACAGAAGAAGACACAGUGGAGAAAAAUCUUUUAUUUGUUCAAUCUGUAGUAAAGGUUUUGUAGAAAGUCAAUAUUUGAAAGUACACAUGAAAACACACACUGGCGAACAACCUUUUCCCUGUUCAAUCUGUGGUAAAGGUUUUACAGAAAGUCACAGUUUGAACAGACACACUAAAACGCACACUGGUGAAAAAUCUUAUUCCUGUUCAAUUUGCAACAGAAGCUUUUGUGACCGACAAAACCUUGUAGCACACAUGAGAACCCACACUGGUGAAAAACCUUUUUCCUGUUCAACCUGUGGUAAAGGUUUUACACAAAGUCGUUGUUUAAAAAGACACACGAGAACACACACCGGUGAAAAACCUUUUUCCUGUUCAGUCUGUGGUAAAGGUUUUACACAAAGUCAGAAUUUGAAAAGACACAAAAGAGUACACACUGGUGAAAAAUCACAUUCCUGUUCAAUCUGCAACAUAAGCUUUUGUGACCGAUCAAAUCUUGUAGCACACAUGAGAAGACACACAGGAGAGAAAGUGUUGAGUUGCAGUGUGUGUGGUGAAAGAUUCUCUUAUAAGUACCAGUGUAAGAAACACAAGUGUGCUGGUGAGAACAGCAGCAGCAAAUGAAACUUCAGGAUUUGAAAUAAAUUGUCCACACUUUAAUUUUGACUUUCUAACAACAUCAGCACAUAUAACAUGUGUGACAUUGUUGUUUGUGUAACAAUGUUUUUAAUAUGCUUCUACGUUUAUAGAUUAGAUAUUUUAUAUUAAUGCUUUUUUCAGUCAAGUACAUGCAUUAAUAUGCAAUAAUGUGUACUUUUGUUAAAAACUAACAGAACAAUUUGACUGAUAAGGUGAGAGUAAACAGUACAAGACAUAUUUUACAUACAAUAAACAUUUUAUGUGUAUAUAUAAUCAUAAUACAAUUUUGGAUUUAUUCAUAAUAGUGUUUUUACAGGUGCUUGAAAUAUUGAAGUUUUACAUAUUUUUAUUUAUAUUGAUAGGUUGAUUGGUAACACUAAAUUGGCCUUAGUGUGUGAAUGUGAGUGUGAAUGUUGUCUGUCUAUCUGUGUUGGCCCUGCGAUGAGGUGGCGACUCGUCCAGGGUGUACCCCGCCUUCCGCCCGAUUGUAGCUGAGAUAGGUGCCAGCGCCCCCCGCGACCCCAAAAGGGAAUAAGCAUUAGAAAAUGGAUGGAUGGAUGUUUAUGAUCCCAUUGAUUAGCCCCUAUUUAUGAUAUACAUAUUUCCUGGUUCACAUCUGAAACAUCUUCUGGACCUCUUCAGGAAGCAUAUUAUUAUUUAUUUUAUACAUGAUUUGAACAGUUGUCUUUUAUACAAUUUUAAAAUGUGUGACUUUAUGAAUCAGUUGUUGAGUCUAUAUAGUUAUUUUAUUAAGUAUCUUUAUUACUCUCUUUUGUAAUAUGAUGAUUGUUUUGUGAUUGUUUUAUAUGUAUGUCUCCAGACCUUUAUGCAAUAUAAAGGUGAGAGAACAUUACUGUAUUGUUUGUGGAAGGAUGAUCUUGUUUUAACAAACUUACAAUUGUGGAUAAAACAAAACAUUCCAUUGUUGUGUUUUAAACAUCUUAUAUGUUUGGUUUUUUUAACAUCCCCAAAACUUUAUCAAUUUCAGAAAACAAGUUUGGAGUGUCAGGCAAAAGCCAAUAUUGUACAUCAUCUUAACAGAGAUUUACUUUGCAUACAUUCAUAAAAUAAACUGUUUAUUUUAUUUCUCUUUCACAGAAAGAACAAUUGUCACUCACUCACUCACUCACUCACUCACUGUGAUAGCAAAAUUACUUAUACUUGUUUAAAUAGAUGAUGUUCUUUGAAGUGGGUACCAAAAGUUGUUCAUUGGGUUUAGGAAUGUGACGCUCUGCAAGAGGCCUCUAAUCUGAUCGGGCUUUUUCUCCUGUGUCUUUGAUGUGACAUGUGGACUUUAGUUGACCUGGGCAUAUGUGUCAUCUAUUCUUGACCCCCUUCUGGGCUAAAUUGGUCCCCUUUCCUGAGUGACAUCCCCCUUCUGGGCAAACGACACCCUCUCCCCUUCACAGGACUUUGGGUAUUCAUUCCACUGGGGUACUGUAUGUUAAUGAGCAUGGAGGGUGUGAUUUCUGAGAAUGUAUAAUUGUCAUUUCAAAUUCUAAAGGAGUUAGAACAAGCUGGAACGAACGAAUGUGUCGUUCUGGUUUGGUCUCGCUUUGCAAAGCUUGUUAUUAUUUGUUUGUUACUUUAAUAAAUCAUUUUAAAGCUAUUCGUCACUAAAGAAUCGUCUUUAAAAAAUGUCCACGACAAGUUGGUGUCAGAUGUGGGAUCCCAAGAAGAUCGCUGUUUCCGUUCGCAGAGGCCGCUGAAAUGGACUGAUCAACCCGGCAGCACAAAAAAGCUGACGUCUCCUUCCCAGAAAUUUGAAAGG
Messenger RNA from Nerophis ophidion (straightnose pipefish), 3593 nucleotides. RefSeq names its product gastrula zinc finger protein XlCGF57.1-like. NCBI's taxonomy places the organism in Eukaryota, Metazoa, Chordata, Actinopteri, Syngnathiformes, Syngnathidae. Gene Ontology annotation, biological process: regulation of transcription by RNA polymerase II. The transcript is spliced from 2 exons. The record is from RefSeq and is a predicted model, not a curated record. Gene Ontology annotation, molecular function: DNA-binding transcription factor activity; RNA polymerase II cis-regulatory region sequence-specific DNA binding. Bases 326 to 1807 code for a protein of 493 amino acids.